CGAACACUUACAAAAGAAAACACAUGGCUCCCCGUCCCCGGAUAAUGUACUUCCGAGAUCGACUUCACACGCUGAAAAUAAGGGAAAUACCUCAGCAGCGAAGAUCCGUCAAGGCACAUGACAUCCUUAAAGAAUCUCACACACGUCAUGUUCUUCAAGAACGUACAUGUAAUGGUAGAAUGGUUUUUUGCAAACUUUGUGGAAAUGGUGUUUCUCAUGGGUCAAUCACUUACUAUUGUCGUCUAUGUAAAUCCUAUUUUCACAAAAACUGUCUUACAAUAACAAAUCCAAAGAUUCAUGAGCAUACACUCACCUACCUUCGAAGAAAACACUCAUUCGGUUGUGAUGCUUGUGGAUUCGUCCGUCCAGAUGAGAUUGAUAUGUUCGGAUGUUUACAAUGCGAUUUCUUUGUGCACAGAAGUUGCAUCUUCUUACCGAGGGUUAUAAAACUCACACGUCACUCACAUUAUCUUUCUCACGUUUUUCAUGUACUUGAUGAUGAGGCCAAGUGUGGAGUUUGCCAGGGACGGUUUAGUUCUGGCUAUGGAGGGUAUGCUUGUGUUGACAAGACAUGUGAUUAUGUUGUCCAUUCAACAUGUGCGACAAAUAUCAACGUGUGGGACGGCAUAGAUCAUGUCGAAGUAGAACCUGAGGAAGAGAGUAGUUCAGAAGAUGCUUCACUAGAAUUGAUGGAUGACAAGAAAGUACAUCAUUUUAGCCAUGACCAUGGCUUAUCGAGAAUCCCUGUUGAUGAAGAAUGUUGGCAGCUAUGUGAAGCAUGCAUCCUUCCUAUUGAUAUGGGUACUUUCUUGGGUUGCAAGGAAUGCAGUUUUGCCCUACACGAAGAAUGUGCUCGCCUUCCACAGGAGAUGGAUCAUCCGUUACAUCGCCAUCGGUUAACCCUAAAGGUCACCAAAGAAGGUUUUUUCACAUGUUCUGCUUGUAACCAGGGUUCUUGUGGUUUUAAGUAUCAAUGUUGCCAAGAAGACUGUGGGUUCAAGAUAGAUGCAAAGUGUGCUUCCUUUACUGACCCAUUUAAGCAUAAAACCCACAAAUGCCCUCUCUAUCUUAGACUGGAAGAUCUUGCUAACAGAAAGUCUUACUUGUGUUGUGGUUGCCAUGAACAUUCAACUACUGUGGCAACUUGUACCACAUGUGAAGACUACUCCUUUGAUUUCAAAUGUUUGAAUUUACCUCCUGUGAUGAGAUAUAAGUAUGAUAUACAUCCACUCAUCCUAUACUUUGAUAGAAUACAGUACAAGAUACAACAGCUGGAGAAGAGAUGGGACAGUUACUUAUUCUUAGAUCGGGGAAGAGAUAGGCAGCCAAACUCUUGGUGUGACGUUUGUGAAGAAGAAGUACACGAAUACUUAUUGUUCUACGUAUGCUUUAUUUGCCGCACCACUCUACAUGCUAAGUGCAUCUUAGGAAGUUAUCCUUAUAUGAAACCUGGCCAUAAUAUCAAAGUGAAGGGUCUCAAGAUUCAGAUAGCUUCAAACAGUGGUGCUUCUAGACCAAUUUGUCAUACAUGUCACAGUCUCUGCGGAGACAAGUUGGUAUUCAAGGAGAAUGAUUUAUGUUUUUGUUCUUUGAAGUGUAUGCAUUCUACCAAACUUGUUAUUACUUCUGAGUAAAUAAAAUGUUGUAGUAAAAUGCAUUGCAUGCGGUUGUAAUGUGGAAUGAAAUAAAUAAUGAACCUCUUAACAAGUUCAAACCUGAAAACGUCAAAUUAUGAAAAUUUC
Molecule: messenger RNA, 1742 nt
Organism: Eruca vesicaria subsp. sativa (arugula)
Lineage: Eukaryota; Viridiplantae; Streptophyta; Magnoliopsida; Brassicales; Brassicaceae
Source: the annotation of a GenBank genome assembly